Molecule: messenger RNA, 3818 nt
Organism: Macrobrachium nipponense
Lineage: Eukaryota; Metazoa; Arthropoda; Malacostraca; Decapoda; Palaemonidae
Product: dentin matrix acidic phosphoprotein 1-like
Exons: 4
Coding region: 263-2710 (815 amino acids)
Source: RefSeq, a predicted model, not a curated record
GGGCAGGCGCGAGACUAUAUUCAGUUGGUCACAGGGAACCCAGCCGCAUCCACUAAGCAGAAGUCGUCUGCUGUUGUUGCUGCUGCCGCUGCUGCUGCGCUUCCUCCUCCCGCUUCUGCUAGCGUCGGUGAAGCUCUCACUACUCCUUGAUUUAAUCAAGUCAUAAGUUAUCACCUCUGCCUAAUACUUGAUUCUAUACCAAAGGAGUAGCAUACGCCCCAAGUGACCGAAGGCUAACGCAGGGAUCAAUAAGAAAGCAAACAUGUGGCUUCAGCGCUCUUUGAUUCUGGCCGUGGGGCUGGCGAUAGUGACAGCAAAUCCAGUGCCACAGGUGGGACAAUCCCAUGAUGUACGCGUGACAACAAGGAAUAACACCCAAGAGCCAACAGUGCAAUCUGGAUCUACCAAGCCAGUUGAGCAACCUGCAGUGGAGGACAACACUAAAACAGAGGAGAAGACUGAGCUUUAUCCCGAAGCAGUUAAGGGAGAGGUGUCCACCCAAGAAGAAAAUGCACCUGGGGAUGUCAUUGAGGCUUCCACUGCUGAGGAACAAAAUGGAAACAAACCCUCAAAAAAUACUACCGUUACAGAUAACACUUCAGUUCCACAGGAAGCAGUCAAGAAGAAUGAACAAACUGAAGAGCAAACAGAACUGUACCCUGAAGCAUCUGUAGCAGUAAACAACAAUAAUGAACAGACUGAAGACCAAACUGAAACAUCCAAUGCUGAUUUGCUUCAAGAAGCAUCAGAAGCCAUUGAAGUAAUUUCAAAUAAGAAUGAAAGCAAUGAGCAGAAUUCAGAAGUUUCACUUGUUGAGGCAGUGCACGAAGAGGUCACUGAAAAAAGUGAAAGCCAAACAGAUGCCCCUGUAGAAGCUACUCAAGCUGAAACUGAAACACCAGAGCAAAAUGGAAAUAUUGAAGCUCAAGACGUAGGAACUGAUGCUAAAGUAGAGCCAAAUGAAUCUGAAACUCAAGAUGAAGUAAAGCCAAGUGAAAAUGUAGAAGUAACUCCAAACCAACUGGAAAACUCAAAGCUCCAAACAAAAUUUAGUGGAUUUCAAUCAGUAGAAACAGAAAAUAAAGACAAUGAACCAGAACCAACUAACACCGAAGUAAGUGAAAAGGUGACAGGAAAUCCUCAUAAACAAAUUGUUACAAUAACUAAACCAGAAGAACCUUCAACAAAUGCACCAGUUGAGUUUGCUGAAGCCAGCACUGAUUUACCAGUUGAAGCUGCUAAUGCUAGCACUGAUGCUCCAGUUGAGGCUGCAGAAGCUAGCACUGAUGCUCCAGUUGAGGCUGCAGAAGCCAGCACUGAUGCUCCAGUGGAGGCUGCAGAAGCUAGCACUGAUGCUCCAAUUGAAGCUGCAGAAGCUAGCACUGAUGCUCCAGUUGAGGCUGCAGAAGCUAGCACCGAUGCUCCAGUGGAGGCUGCAGAAGCUAGCACUGAUGCUCCUGUUGAGGCUGCAGAAGCCAGCACCGAUGCUCCAGUGGAGGCUGCAGAAGCCAGCACUGAUGCUCCAGUGGAGGCUGCUGUAGCUAGCACCGAUGCUCCAGUUGAGGCUGCUGAAGCUAACACCGAUGUUCCAGUUGAAGCUGCUGAAGCUAGUAGCACUGAUGCUCCAGAUGACUGGAAGGCUUCUGAAUCUCAAACUGUUCUUGCUUUAAAAGCUGCCGAGUCAAACACUGAAGUAAAUACUGAAGCAGCUGAGUCUCACACUACUGGAAAUGUUGAAGCCUCUGAAUCUGAAACAAUUGAAGACACUGAACCUGCUGAAUCACAAACUGAAGCACUUACUGAAGCAGCAGAUUCUCAGACAUCUGAUCCUCAGUUAAGAUCUGAUAUCUCAACUGAAGCUCCUACAGAAGCUGCUGAAGAAGCUGAUACUCCAAGUAACAUAGAGGUUUCCGAGUCUGAGACUGUUCUUCCUUUAGAAAGGGAUGUCCAAACUGAGGAGCCAAAAGUAGAGGCUAUUCAAGAGCAAACAGACGCUGUAACCGAAGUUAAUGAAGAACCUGAGGCAUCAGUAAGCCACACAGAAGCAAAUGUAGAAGAAGAGGUAUCUGCAACAGAGUCCGGCACUGAAGCUGCUGAAUCUGUGACUGUAGAGGCAGCAGUAGCUGAAACCACUGCCCCCACAGCAGAGGGCCUUGCAGAUCAGAUUAAGAGUGAGGUAUCACCCGUGAAACAAGAAACAGCAGGUACUAUAACUGUUACUAUUAAUGGCAAGGAUGGACAAAUUUUGGAAGCACAAGAGGAGGACGUAACAAAGGAAUCUCCAGUAACUGAGGCUGCAAAUGUUGCAUCGGAGGAAUACUGGCUCAUGAUGAACAAUGCUGCAAAAGAAAAACAGGGAGAAAAACAAAAUACUACUACAAAUCAGAAGCAGGAAGAUACAAAAAACACUGCUGAGAACCAAAAUCAAGGAGACACAAACAACAACAAUGCUGUGACUCAAAAGAAUGAGAAAGAACAAGCUACAGAGGAAGAAUCUGAGGAUCAAGUUGAGAAAGAGUUCCAGAAAGUGGCUGAAAAAUAUGGUCUGAGAACUCCAGUCAGAGAAACAAGACCAGCUCUCCAAGAAAAUGUUCAACCCAACCCCAAGACCAAUGAAAAACCUGUAAAUGAGAGAUUUCAGGUUAAUGAGCUGAGAAGGAAGCGAGGAUUUGUUGACAGCGUUACCAGUUAUGUGGCCAGUUUAUUUUAACAGUUAACAUGAUUUCAGCAAAACAGAACCAAUACACUUCAUGUAAAAUAAUCUGAUAUAUCAACAAACUUGAUACACAUACCUGUCUCCAUCCAGAAGGUUGUGGAAUACAUUGCUCCCACUAGUAUUAUUGCAUAGAGUUAAAGUUUUGAGAGAGAGAAAAAAAAGACCUAACAAAAAAUCCACAACACAAAUUUACUUUGAAAUAAUUGUCCCAAUGUUUGUAAAAGAUCUUAAUAUCAAGAAUAACAAUGCAACAGAAAGCCAAUUGAAACUCUCCUUCAAAGGAAAAUAAAUUUAAGAAAAUGUUCUAAGUUCUGAAGCACUCUGUGAAGCUGGCAAGCUGGCAAGGGCAUUGAAGUGCUCAGAGAAUCAUCUCCCACCCAUACUGUACUUACUUUUAGUAAACUAUUCUCUUAAUUUAUAACGGAUUCCUUUGGGCAAAGAAAACAAAAAGCAUCACAGUUAGAUAUGACUUCCUUGAGAGAAAAAAUCCUGCCUUCUCCCGAACAAAAUGGAUGAGAGUUGGUAAUUUGAGGGAUUAUCUAAGGAAGCCACAUUUCAUUUGUACUUUCCAUUUUAUGUAAUAUUUACAAGUAGCCUUGAACAAAUAGUAGUUGUUAGAAGUUAGAAUUACUGGUGUUCCCACGAAAAGGGCACGCUCUUACUUUCAUUUCAAUUUAUUUAUUUUAUUCAUCUUUCCAUUUCCCUCUCAAGAUAAGACCUUGCACAAAAGAAAGAGCCAUUUAGAAUCGCACUGGUAACUUGAAAAAGAAUACACUUAAGUUAAUCUCACCAUAUGAACAACAUGAACCUGAAAAUCUUUUCAAAAGCAGAAAGUAAUUUAGAUCACUUUUGGUAGACAUUUUCCAACUAAAGCAUUGUUCUUAAUGGCUCUUACUUCCCUGUGCAACUUGUAGAUUUAAGGUAAUGCUAUUUAAGGAUUCCAAGAUGCUAGUUGAGCAUAUUGUCUAUCUUCCCGCCCUUUCUGAUGCUACAAAAUGUUAUUAUAAUGAAAAUAAUUUUCUGCUGGUUAAGGGCGUCAUUUUCCCUCUGAAUGACUGUUUUUUGUAUGAGUGCCAAGAAAAAAAUUAAAUUAUUUAUUAAC